Messenger RNA from Rubroshorea leprosula, 1864 nucleotides. NCBI's taxonomy places the organism in Eukaryota, Viridiplantae, Streptophyta, Magnoliopsida, Malvales, Dipterocarpaceae. The record is from the annotation of a GenBank genome assembly.
AAUUUUCAAUCUCUUAUGUCCAAAUCUACAAAUUGGGCCUUAGCAACUAGUCGAAGCCAAUACCCAAUGCAACUUCUCCUUCCUCUGGAACACUCGGCUACAGUCAUUUCACUCAAUAACCAGAAUCAUCUUUCUCAAGCCUGCUCCUUUCCUCCGAAAAUGGAAUCAUCUCGUCCGCCAACACUGCUCGGAGAUCAAGCACACAAAACUCCGCCUUCGCCAUCCACCAGUACCUGCUGCAACUGCGGCGGUCCCACCACCGUCCCUCCACCUCCACAAUCCCCCAUUGGCUGGCCGGGGCUCUCCCCUCCGCCCAACUACAGGCCAAUUAGGGCUCCCGCCAUCAACCUUCCCCCUAAUAACAACUCUCAAGCUAUCAUCCUUGCUCCCGUGCCCCAAUCCCAAAAGGUUCCCACCAUUUCUCCUCCUUUCCUCUUCCAAGCGCCUUCGAAGAAAAUUCACUCCCUCGAUGAUCUCCGCCGCUUCCAUGAAUCGGGAACCUGCAAGAACUUCCUUGGCUUCGUUGUCGCCCUCUCAGAAUCAAUUCGCAGUCGCAAGAUCUCCGAUCCCUGCCACGAAUCCCCCACCACCACUAAAAUCGUCUCCAUCCUUGAAAUCUUAAUCCACUGGAUCGACGAAAUUCCUCCCGUUCAGCAAUCGUCUCGUUACGGCAACAUCUCCUACAGAACCUGGCACGAACGGCUAACCGAAAACAGCCAGUCCCUUAUGCUUCAGUUCCUCCCCGACGAUCUCAAACCUUCAACCGUUGAAAUCAUACCUUAUUUCGCUGACAGUUUCGGCAAUUCGAGCAGGAUUGACUACGGGACAGGCCACGAGACCAAUUUCGCGGCUUGGUUGUAUUGUUUGGCGAGGAUGGGGGUUCUCAAGGAAGAGGAUUAUCAAGCUGUUGUGGCUAGGGUUUUCGUGAAGUAUCUGGAGCUGAUGAGGAAGCUCCAGCUUGUAUAUUGCUUGGAGCCAGCAGGGUCCCAUGGUGUUUGGGGGCUCGACGAUUAUCACUUCUUGCCGUUUAUAUUUGGAAGCUCUCAGUUGAUCGAUCACAAGUACAUGAAACCAAAGUCGAUCCAUAAUCAGGAUAUUCUGGAAAAUUUCUCCAAUGAGUAUAUGUAUCUAUCUUGCAUUGCCUUCAUAAAGAAGGUGAAGAAGGGGCUCUUUGCCGAACAUUCACCAUUGUUGGAUGAUAUUAGUGGGGUGCCCACCUGGAACAAGGUGAAUAGUGGCCUGCUUAAGAUGUAUAAGGUGGAGGUGCUGGAGAAGGUUCCUAUCAUGCAGCAUUUCCUCUUCGGGUGGCUCAUUAAGUGGGAAUAGUUUGAUCUAUCAGCUUCAUUUGGACAUAAUGAGGCCGUCAAGGUUCCAGGAGAAUUCAAUUUUCACCAAGUUCCAAAACAGUCAGGUAGCACUUGACAGUCAUUAGGUUGGGAAUAAUAUAUAACCAGACAAAUGCUAUAAAUUGAUUGAGUGGUUUCUUUUUCUUCUUUCCAAUUCUGUCCAUGCUAGCUAAAUGACCAUAUGAAAAUUGGAUAUUAGGUUACUGCCUUCUUUUGUUUGGAAAGUUAGCAUUAUGGAAACCCCUGCAUUUCUGUUAAAUAGUUGUUGGAAUUCCGAUGAGAUGUUCAUGUAUAGCAAUCAAUGAUUCAAUCAUUCAAUGGCCAAGUGCCCUUAGAAAGGUAAGCUAUGGAGUUAUCCAUGGAGCCCUCUGCAUUAACAUGUAACAGAAAUAUUACACAUUUCUGUCUUGUUUAUGUUGGAUUUAUUGUGUUUGAGAACGGCAUAUUGGGAGCUUCUCUUUUUCUCUUCAUCAGCCCUUCUUCUUUCAUUCUCUAGCAAUUAAAAUAGACAAGGAAAU